This is a messenger RNA of Hyaloscypha bicolor E, 1351 nucleotides long. RefSeq names its product glycoside hydrolase family 6 protein. Gene Ontology annotation, molecular function: hydrolase activity, hydrolyzing O-glycosyl compounds. Gene Ontology annotation, biological process: cellulose catabolic process. The transcript is spliced from 4 exons. NCBI's taxonomy places the organism in Eukaryota, Fungi, Ascomycota, Leotiomycetes, Helotiales, Hyaloscyphaceae. Bases 117 to 1166 code for a protein of 349 amino acids. The record is from RefSeq and is a predicted model, not a curated record.
GUUUAGCUGCGUUUGCAGCCUUUGUUGCCGCUACGCCAACCCCUAGCCUCGAGAAGAAGGAUGCUGUCGCUGCUUGUGCCUCAGCCGUUACCCUUGCGGCUGGAUCCAAUCCUUUCAUGGGGCGUACUCUCCAUGCCAACUCGGUCUACGCCAAAGAAAUUAGCGACGCCAUGGCCAAUGUGACCGAUGCCAGCAUUCAAGCCGCGGGCGCUGCUGUUGCCAAAGUGGGCACUUUCUUGUGGAUCGACACAAUUGCCCGAAUUCCACUGGUAGCUACCAUGAUGGCAGAGACACCUUGCACAGAUAUUAUGGGUAUCGUCAUCUACGAUCUCCCAGGCCGUGAUUGUGCUGCCAAGGCUUCCAAUGGAGAGCUCGCGACCGGAUCGCUGGCCAAGUACAAGUCUGAUUACAUCGACCCUAUUGCUGCUGCCAUCAAGGCGGCACCUAAUGUUGCUGUCGCUCUAAUCAUCGAGCCAGAUUCUCUCCCCAACUUGGUCACCAAUGCCAACUUGACCACCUGCUCCAGCGCCUCUUCAGACUACCAGUCUGGUGUGGCAUAUGCCCUCGAGACCCUUAAUCUUCCCAAUGUUGCCAUGUACAUCGAUGCUGGUCACGGAGGAUGGCUCGGAUGGGAUGCCAACUUGCAGCCCGGCGCAGAUAUGCUCACCAAGGUCUACAAGGCCGCCGGUUCCCCCAAACAAGUAUUCGGUAUUUCCACCAACGUUGCUGGUUGGAAUGCCUGGUCGGCCAACCCUGGCGAGUUCUCCACUGCAUCUGAUGCCCAGUAUAACAAAUGCCAAGACGAGAAGAGAUACGUCAACGCCAUCUGCCCUCUCCUCAACACGGGCGGCAUGCCCAACCACGCCAUCAUCGAUACUGGUCGCAACGCCGUGCAAGGCCUCCGUAACGCCUGGGGAGAUUGGUGCAACGUCAACGGAGCCGGUUUCGGUGUCCGACCUACCGCCACCACUGGCGACCCACUCGUCGAUGCCUUUGUCUGGGUCAAGCCUGGUGGAGAGUCUGACGGCACCAGCGACGCCUCUGCUAGCCGUUACGAUUCUUUCUGCGGAAAGCCCGAUGCAUUCAGCCCCGCACCACAGGCUGGCCAGUGGAACGAGGCUUACUUUGAGAUGUUGCUCAAGAAUGCUAAGCCCGCCUUCCCUUAAUUGCAGUGGUACUAUUGCGAAAAACCGGCGGGGCUGGGAGGCGGCAUUGCAAAGGGUUGAGGAUACUUUCAAAAGUCGGUCUUUACGAUUGGUGAGAAAGCUUUUGAGGAUGAGGGUUACGGUGGAAAUAUGGACUUGAUGUCUCUUCCCCUGUACAUAUUUUUCGGAAUGCACAUACAUCUACC